This is a messenger RNA of Tachyglossus aculeatus (Australian echidna), 1336 nucleotides long. It is a transcript of the gene SUN5, whose product is annotated as Sad1 and UNC84 domain containing 5. Gene Ontology annotation, molecular function: protein-membrane adaptor activity. The transcript is spliced from 13 exons. Bases 80 to 1285 code for a protein of 401 amino acids. NCBI's taxonomy places the organism in Eukaryota, Metazoa, Chordata, Mammalia, Monotremata, Tachyglossidae. Gene Ontology annotation, cellular component: nuclear envelope; meiotic nuclear membrane microtubule tethering complex. The record is from RefSeq and is a predicted model, not a curated record. Gene Ontology annotation, biological process: nuclear envelope organization.
AGAAGAAGGCAGACUCUCCACUCUUGGAGGGCUUUGGAGACCCCCACGUCGAGGGGAGCCCCGGGGGGCGGGGGGAGCCAUGAGGCCGAAGCUGAGAUUCACCCCUUCGGGGAGUACGACCUCCAUGGACGAUCGAGGCAGAUCUGCCCGCCCCAGAACGGGGGGUCGAGGGAGAAAGGCCAGGGCCAAGUCCAAGAGGAACCGCCAGAGGAGCCGUGAGCCCCCUGGGGUGUCCAUGGAGUCUGUCGUCAGACAAAGCAGCCAGACUUCUCUGAUCGUGGUCCGGGAUCCAGGCCUAGGGGAAGAAACAGGCAGUACAGACCCGGAGAGGACUCCUCUUCAACCUUCUCCUCUUCCUCCUCCUCCUCCUCCUCCUCCUCCUCCCCCCCUCAAAACUGGCUGGAGAGUGAGUCUCAUCAGUUACCUGGAGAAAACGUCUCAGGAUGCCCUCCUCAAGUGCUCCAGAGUAGCUGUGCUCCAGAAGAGGGUGAAGGUAUUGCUACUUCUCAGUGUGAUGGGUUUGAGUUUGAGCUUCGGCCGACACUGGCAGACACACUUCCUGCAGAAGGUUUUAGGCCCUGACCCUACAGACCUGAGGGAGUAUCAGGAGAUGGUCCAAUUCCAAGCUGGCGAAAUCAAAGACCUCAGAGCAAUCAUGGAUAAUCUACUCGCCACACUGCAAGAGAUCAGAGCCAUGGCGGAUGAGCAAAAGAUUGUCCAGAAGAUUUUGACGAUAAUCCAAGGAGACUAUGUAGAGAAGCCUGACUUUGCCCUAAAAUCUAUUGGUGCCGCCAUCGAUUUCGAGCACACGUCGGCAACCUACAGUUGCGGCAAAGCUAGAUCCUACUGGAACUGGUUCCGUCUCUGGGAUUUCGCCCAUUCCCCGGAAGUCAUAUUGGAGCCCAACGUGACCCCGGGCAACUGCUGGCCCUUUCUGGGCCACCGCGGCCAAGUGGUCAUCCGCCUGGCCAGAAAAAUCUACCUCACAAACAUCACCAUUCAGCACAUCCCCAAGGCCGUCUCGCUCUCCGGAAACCUCAGCGCGGCCCCCAAAGACUUUGCCGUUUAUGGCAUCGACGACGCCGGAGAAGACGUUUUCUUGGGGGCCUUCAUGUUCCAAGCUGACAGCUCUCUCCAGACAUUUGACCUCACGAACAAACACGCCAAGCCCUUUGGCUCCAUAAAGCUACAAAUCACGUCAAACUGGGGCCACCCCCGUUUCACGUGUCUGUACCGUGUGCGGGCCCACGGAACCUUGGGAGAGCCCGAGACCAUCGCCUGCUGACCCCUCCUGCGCCUAGGCGGCCGGUAGUCUUUGGAUAGAAAUAAAGUUCGA